AUCAUCCAAUUAUAAGAUGAAGAUUAUUCACAUACUUUUCUAUUUCAUUUUUUUCUCAUUCACCAUUUCUCAUGCUUCUAUCAAUGAUUUUUGUGUUGCGAAUUUAAAGGCUUCAUACACUCUUUCAGGCUAUCCAUGCAAAGCCCUAGCAAACAUCACAUCGGACGAUUUCGUCUUUCACGGCUUCGUAGCUGCAAACACCAGCAACUCUUUUAAACUUGGAAUCACCACCGCAAGUGUUGCCAAUUUUCCAGCCCUUAACGGACUUGGGAUCUCCGCGAUGCGUGUAAACAUAGAUGAAGGUGGAUUUGCUCCAAUGCAUACUCAUCCGGGUUCUACCGAAUUAAUAAUAGUAGUUCAAGGUGAAAUUACUGUUGAAUUUGUGACACCGACUUCAUUUUAUUCCAAAGCAUUGAAAUCAGGUGAUCUUUUCGUUAUUCCACAAGGGAUGUUGCAUUUUGUAGUUAACUCCGGCAAGGGAACAGCUGCUGGUUUUGCUGCUUAUAGUAAUGAAAAUCCUACUGUUCAACAACUUGAUCUUCUUUUGUUUGCCAAUAAGUUACCUUCUAAUUUAAUUGCACAAACUACUUUGCUUGAUCUUGAUCAAGUGAAGAAGUUAAAGGCUCAUUUUGGUGGAAGUGGAUAG
Molecule: messenger RNA, 646 nt
Organism: Medicago truncatula (barrel medic)
Lineage: Eukaryota; Viridiplantae; Streptophyta; Magnoliopsida; Fabales; Fabaceae
Product: auxin-binding protein ABP19b
Exons: 1
Coding region: 17-646 (209 amino acids)
Molecular function (GO): manganese ion binding
Source: RefSeq, a predicted model, not a curated record